Molecule: messenger RNA, 2995 nt
Organism: Engraulis encrasicolus (European anchovy)
Lineage: Eukaryota; Metazoa; Chordata; Actinopteri; Clupeiformes; Engraulidae
Product: sodium/potassium/calcium exchanger 3-like
Exons: 18
Coding region: 76-2070 (664 amino acids)
Biological process (GO): intracellular calcium ion homeostasis; calcium ion transmembrane transport
Cellular component (GO): plasma membrane
Molecular function (GO): calcium channel activity; calcium, potassium:sodium antiporter activity
Source: RefSeq, a predicted model, not a curated record
CCCGCGGACAUUUGCGAAGGCUACAACUACCUUUUCUGAAUCUACUGUGUGGACCAACUCCAGGGGAGUGCGCGCAUGGAUCUGCUGUUUUCUGGUAGGAUGUCUCCCGCCGUCCGGUGCCGGAAUCGACCACUGCAAGUAAUGCUGAACCAGAAGAAGAUAAAGGCGAGAAGGAAAAAGCGCAAAGAGUUGUUGUUGAUACAACUGUGCUUUCUAGGCGGGAUGUUUCUGCUCGUCACGGCACUCUCCUAUCUCGCAGACGGGACAGGUUAUGACGUACUAUCCAGCUUGACGUCCUACGACGCUGACAGGGCCAUCGCUAGGAGACUGCUGUACGUGUCAGAAGAUGACUACAACAACAGCACAGAGGAAGAGGACGAGGAGGAAGAAGAGAAGAACUGUACCAGCCCAGCUCUACAUGAGUUCCCCACGGACUUGUUCACCCACCGCCAGAGGACGGAGGGGGCUGUGGCACUACACGUCCUGUGUGCCAUGUACAUGUUCUGUGCGUUGGCCCUGGUCUGUGAUGACUACUUCGUUCCCUCGCUGGAGAAGAUUUCAGAGCGUCUGCAGCUGAGUGAGGAUGUUGCGGGGGCCACCUUCAUGGCAGCAGGCAGCUCUGCUCCAGAGCUCUUCACCUCGGUCAUCGGAGUGUUCAUCACCAAGGGAGACGUGGGCGUGGGCACCAUCGUGGGCUCUGCUGUCUUCAACAUCCUCUGUAUCAUCGGCGUGUGUGGCUUCUUCGCUGGAAAGGCAGUGAAGCUGACCCACUGGGCCCUACUGAGGGACUCCUUCUGCUACACCAUCUCUGUUGCCGCGCUCAUAGCAUUCAUUUACGAUGAGAAAGUAUCAUGGUGGGAGUCGUUGGUCCUUAUUGUGCUGUAUCUCUUCUACAUCCUCAUCAUGAAGUUUAACUCCUGUGCCCAGCGCUACUUUGAGAGGAGGAAGAAGAGUGCAAGCAACCUGGCCAAUGGCCUGACAGGCAGCACGGACAUGGAGGAAAUCAACUGUGAUGCCACCGCUGUCCUGCUCAAGAAAGCUAACUUCCAGUCGCAGCCCAAUGUGCUGAUGGUGGAUGAGUUGUUGUCGGCGUACCCCCACCAGCUCUCCUUCUCAGAGGCCAGCAUGAGGGUCAUGAUCACCAACCACUUCUCACCUCGCACACGCCUCACCAUGGCCUCCAGACUGCUCAUCAACGAGAGGCAGCGUCUGUGCAACAGUCGUUCCUUCAGCUGCAGCGAGGCGGACAUGCUAGCCAUGCGCGGCGGCGGCUACGAUCGGCGACUACUGGAGAACGGCCUGAGCAUCAUCGACCGCGGCCCCCACGUCUGCCGAGGAAGGAGGGAUCGUGGAGACGUGACGGUGAACGAGAAUGAGGAUAACGAGAACAACGAGAACGAUGAGGGGGAUGGAGAUGAUAGCGACGAAGGGCCCCUGGUGCCGUUCCGCGUGCCAGCGGGUUGCUUCAACAAGCUGAAGUGGCUGAGCAUGUGGCCGCUGUGCCUGCUGCUCUUCUUCACCAUCCCCAACUGUGCCAAGGCCGGCUGGGAGCGCUGGUUCAUGGUCACCUUUGUCACCUCCACCCUCUGGAUCGCAGGCUUCUCCUACAUCAUGGUGUGGAUGGUGACCGUGAUUGGCUACACGCUCGGCAUCCCUGAUGUCAUAAUGGGCAUCACCUUCCUGGCAGCUGGCACCAGCGUCCCCGACUGCAUGGCCAGUCUUAUUGUGGCACGGCAAGGAAUGGGCGACAUGGCCAUAUCCAACUCCAUUGGCUCCAAUGUCUUUGACAUUCUGGUGGGCCUGGGACUGCCCUGGGCCAUCCAGACACUGGCCAUAGACUAUGGCUCAUAUGUGCACUUGAAUAGCAGAGGUCUCAUCUUCUCAGUGGCUCUGCUCUUGCUGUCCGUCUUCGUUACAGUGUUGGGGGUGCACUUGAACAAAUGGACGCUGGACCGGCGGCUGGGCCUGGCGUGUCUGCUGCUGUACGCCAUCUUCUUGACCUUCUCCAUCCUCAUCGAGUUCAACGUCUUCAUGUUCGUCAACCUGCCCAUGUGCCGGGAGAUCAUCUGACAAGUUUCGCACAUCUGACAGCCCUUCCUCCAACAGCCUUGUCCUACCGGCCCUCUUCUGGCUGUGUUCUGGUCCUAUUCUGGCCCUGUUCCGGUCCUGCCCCGGGCCUGUUCCGGUCCUAUCCCGGGCCUGUUCCGAUCCUAUCCCGGGCCUGUUCUGGUCCUGGUCCCGUCCGGCUUCCCUCCUCAGCCCUACCCUCCGCUUGCAUCACUUCCUGUUCACCUGCUUCAGGAAGAUUGCUGACGGUAGAAAAGGAGAAAAUAUAAUGAAAAAAAUAUAUAUAUAUAUUUGUAUGAAAACGAUGACAGAACGAUGACGGAUACAAAUUUUGGUCAGAUAUUUUUUGUUGUUCUUGUUAAGAUGAGUGAUUUAAGGUCUGAUUUUUUUUUUGGUGCAAUAGAGACAGAUGCCUCAUGGGCUGACGAUGAGUUGUUUUUUGAGGAGGAUACUUGAAGGGAAACGAAUAAAAAUGUCCGAAGUGAGAAGAGGAGGAUGGAGGAAGAAAAAGUAAAAAAAAAAAAAAGAAUAAAGUGAAAAAGACUGAAGCCAAGCUGAAAGCGUGCGAAUACGUUUGAGCUUGUCAGGUUUGUAUCUUCUCGCAGCUGCUGGAUUCCCUAGGGUUACCAUGGUGACAGAUGGAUGAUUUGAGUAGUUCACUGUUUAAAGCGAUUUCUUGUGGUAAUGCGUUUAGGGGUCAAAACAGUCCAAUGACCUGGACAAACUGGAUCAUUCUUUGUACAUAAAUAUACAUAUAUUGAAUGUCAAGACUUCAGGGCCAUUUCCAAAAUAUAUCACAUCAUAUCAGGGCUUUGUACAUUUUCUUUUAGCAAAUAUGUAUGAAUGCGGAAUGGGUGUGUACACACAUUGCUGGUCAUUUGUGUUCAGAGAAUCGAACCUUGAUCCAGAGUUGCUAUAUGCUUUGUUU